CAUACUGCAUGCAUGGCAGUCAAAACCAACCGCUCACGAAAUAAGAAUGCUACUUCUUAAAGACCGAUAUCAUUAGGCGACAAAAUUGGAAUCCCACUGUCAAGUAAAAUGAGUAAGCUGUCCAGUUCAUAUAUACAAUAUCUAUAAACAGGUGAGGAGCAGAGAAUGCAGAUCCACCAUUAAACCUCGCGAGAUUAGCAAUGUAACGGAGGAAUAGGGGUUGGUUUGAAGUUUUAGGACGCAUCUGUUGAUGAAUCAUAACAGCACUAAAAUGUCUGGAAGAUCGGGCCGGGCAGAGACACGAAGUCGUGCCAAAGAUGACAUUAAAAAGGUUUUGGCGGCUAUUGAGAAAGUCCGCAAAUGGGAGAAGAAGUGGGUAACAGUUGGGGACACGUCUUUACGUAUAUUCAAGUGGGUUCCAGUAACAGAAACUAAACAGAUAUAUCGAACCAAAUCCACAGGUGGAACGGUGCGGGGCCUAAAGGAUGUGGCCUUAGAAAACACCUCAAACUCCCUACUGGAUCUCAACGAUGAGAACAGCAACCAAAGCUUUCUGUCAGACGUCGUCUACCAGCCCAAGAUGGACAACAGCAGCAGCAACUCCAGCUCACAGCACCUUAGUCCUCCCCACCCAUCCAGCCUCCGCACAGACGACGCUCCACCCCCCAUGCUGGGCCAGGAGAGUGUGGAUGUAUCUCCUUUUCUUACCUUGAACACAGAGUCAAGCCUCCCAGGCCAGGAAGGGGCAGACGAACCUCCUACGCUGAUCAAGGAAGAACUUUCCUCAGGCACAGCCCAGCGUGGGGCUUUGGGCACACAGGAAGAAACCGAUGGAGCACCUCCGUUAAAGAAAGUUUGCGCGGGAGAAAAUGUUGUGCUGAGAUAAUGCACUAUUUUUCAGCUUUUGUAGCAAAGUACAUAGGUCUCAGUUACUUGGAUUAUUUGGCAAAUUAUAAUAGAUUAUAUAAAGUAUCAAAAGCAUUCAAAGCCUUUUUAAUGCAUUUAUACAGAUUUAUUGCCCUCACAUUUACGACACGCAAGAAAAAUGUAUCCUACACUUUGGAAUAAUCUGCUUUCUUAUAAAAUCUUCAUAUUUAUGUAUGCACCGGUGAAGGAAGAAUGUUUUAAAAUCUGUUUUAAAUCCAAUUUAUACUUGAGGGCGAUUUAAUGGUAAAUGCUACACAAAUUGAUAUACCACAAAAGCUUUCAUUGAAAAUUUGCCAACAAAUGUCCAUUCAAGAUCACUUAACAGUUUUAAAUGGUGUAAUGUUAUUGUAGAAGAAUGUAUGAUGGUGUUCUGGUCAUCACCGUUUUAAUAAUUAUGAAACAAAUAAUAGUGUCUGCAUUAUUGUGUUUGCUUUUGAGCCUUGAGAUUAAUUUUGUACUGCUUUUACUGGAUUCAUACAAUCCUACAUCAAGCCCAGCUUACAACCAGAAGUACAAUUGGUUAAUUAAAACACCUUGAAUACAGCAUGUAUAUUUGAACUAUAUUCUAUAAACCUACAUUUUGAGUGUAAUUUGCAAAUGUUUCUUGUGAAAACUUCUCAAAGCCAUAAUAAAUUGUCAUUUGUCACAUUUAAA
Molecule: messenger RNA, 1581 nt
Organism: Gadus morhua (Atlantic cod)
Lineage: Eukaryota; Metazoa; Chordata; Actinopteri; Gadiformes; Gadidae
Gene: bcl7bb
Product: BAF chromatin remodeling complex subunit BCL7B b
Exons: 6
Coding region: 251-886 (211 amino acids)
Source: RefSeq, a predicted model, not a curated record